CUAGCCAGUGCUCUGUUGGUAGAGUCUCACUACUGGCAGCUGCGAGCUGCCUCAGAUACGACCGCUUUUCCCACGAGCACUGACGGUUCGUCCUAACUGAUCCCACCCUAUCCGUAUCCCUCUCUCGUUUCGUGAAUUUACCUCACACGGCGACUCGACGCUCUCCGAGUCUCUAAUCUGGUCCGGUUCGUAUUCGUCCGGAGAAAUUAGCCGAUCCAUGGCGACACUCACAGCGCAUGGAUCGCUAGCGCUGCGAUCGUCGUCAGCCCUGUGCGAAGCGAGCUCGCAUCCCUCAUCGAGGCCCUUCGCCGCUUCCGCCGCUCGCCCCGUCGCGUCUCUCUCGCUGCGAUCGCCGUUCCUUCACUCCAGAUGGCCAGCUGCUGCUGCUGCUGCCGCUGCUGCUGGUGCCUCGCGGGUAGGGGAGCAUGCAUCAGCAUCGCGACGCGCUGCCUCGCGAGUGAGAGCAGCGGCGGAUGCGGAGAACCCUCAAUCAGCCGAUCACAAACGGCCGAAUGAAACCGAGCAGUCUGUCCGCGUUACGCUAAGUUCACCCCAGCGCGUACCGCUGCGGGCCGUCGAGCGCGUGGCGCGAGAAGCCGUGGCGGCCGUGCAGCUCUUCUGCGCCGACGCCAAACGAGUGAAGCUCGCCCUGGCGUGUGCAGCAGCAGCGGCAGCCACAGCCCUCUUCUACAUCCGCCCGCCUCCCUCCCUCGCCUUCACUGCCGCUCCCGCCACCAAUUUCGCCGGCGCCCACGCCGCCACCGCCACCUCCUCAGCAGCGUUAGCAGCGGGCCACUGGUCCGAGGUCGUGCGCGCCGCGUGGACGGGGCUCGUGGCCGGGUGCCUGCACACGCUCACCGGCCCAGACCACCUGGCGGCUCUCGCGCCGCUCACCAUCGGGCGCAGUCGCGUGCAGUCGGCGGUGAUCGGCGCGCUGUGGGGGUGCGGGCACGACGCGGGGCAGGUGAUGUUCGGUGUCCUCUUCCUCCUCCUCAAGGACAAGCUCCACUUGGACUUGCUGCGCGUGUGGGGGUCCCGGAUCGUCGGGGCGACGCUGCUCGCCAUCGGCGCGCUGGGGAUCUAUGAGGCGCAGCAUGCCACCGAGGAGGAGCUCGCGGCUGUGGCGCGGGGGGAGGGCGAGGGGGAGGCGGCGCUGGUGGCGUCUGGCGGCAGCGCACUAGCAGCAGCCGGAGCAGCAGCAGCGGGGGGGAGCAGCUCGGUGGUGGGGCCGAAAGCCCACUUCGGCAUAGCGACGUUCGUGACGGGAGUGGUCCACGGGUUGCAGCCUGACGCGCUGCUGGUGGUCCUCCCGGCGCUGGCGAUGCCGUCGAGAGCGGCGGGGGCGGCGUUCCUGGUGCUGUUCCUGCUGGGAACGGUGCUGGCCAUGGGCAGCUACACGGCGUUCAUCGGGUCGUGCAGCAGCGCGCUCAAGGAGAGGGUUCCUGGGUUCACAAAGGGGCUCUCGUGGGUCGCCGCGCUCAUGGCUAUUGCGCUCGGCCUGGCGAUUCUGCUGGGAGAGGUGCUGGGCUUCCAGCUGUUCUGAGGUGUUGGGAGGGAGACUGUGUCGGCUGUUUAGAGGCGCUCGGAAAGAAGAUGCAUGCUCAUGGGGACAUGCUUUGAGAAGGGCGGGUGGCUGGAGAGUGGGGAAUGGAGAAAGGUGGGUGGUGCUGGGGCCAAUGCGGGAUCCUGGCUUUGGGGCGCAGUUGGAAUGUGGGAGCCAUGUGUAGGACCUUGGAAUGCAGAACGGAGCAGUGGAAAAGGGGGGGGGGAGGAGAUGUUGAAGACUGGAGUUUUUUCCGCCAGCAUGCGCGGACAUGAAGGGGGUGGGAGUGCGAGGAAGACAUUGGGUAGCACGAUCAGAUAUGGCAGGAGAGGCAGGGGGAACGGAGCAAGGGAGAGACGAGAAAGAAAAGAGCUGUUCAGCAGCAGGGGGCAGAGGAGCCUUCGGUGGUCGGCUCCUUGCUCCUGAGGGGAUUGAAGGAAGGGCUGUAGGUGAAGAGCUGGAGGGGGCGCAGGGCAGCAGGGCAGCAGGGCAGCAGGGUAGUAGGGCAGUAGGGCAGUAAGGGGGGGGGGAAGGAUGAGGACUGAUGGAUAUGCAAGCAGCCAGUCUUGUAAUGGCGACUGGUCUUAGUAUCUGCCUGCACUAGUUGGGUCAGAGGAGGAAAGACUAGUGCAGGCCAAUCGGAUGCUCCAUCUGCCCAGGUUCCCACUAGCUGCCAAUCGGAUUACUGGACUCUAAGCUUGAUUCUGUUCAGCUGAGGCGCUACAGAGAUUAGGUUUGUGUGUGCUCCUCACCGGUUCCUAUCCCAGCGUGACCCCUACACUUCCGCACCAUAUUCUCUCCGUCCAUUCCUAAGCUCCCCUGGCUCCACUUGGUCUCCCCCGCAUGCCUCUGGCCCGAACCUGUUGCAUCACACCGGCCCAAGCCCGGUUAUGUCGUUCAUAAAUGGACAUGUAGGAUCUCGCCUCCACUCCCAUGCUUGUUUUCUUUAGUACUUCAGACAAGU
Closterium sp. NIES-67 is the source of this 2507-nucleotide messenger RNA. Lineage: Eukaryota; Viridiplantae; Streptophyta; Zygnematophyceae; Desmidiales; Closteriaceae. The record is from the annotation of a GenBank genome assembly.